This is a messenger RNA of Aspergillus thermomutatus, 1605 nucleotides long. RefSeq names its product aldo/keto reductase family protein. The record is from RefSeq and is a predicted model, not a curated record. Lineage: Eukaryota; Fungi; Ascomycota; Eurotiomycetes; Eurotiales; Aspergillaceae. The transcript is spliced from 7 exons. Gene Ontology annotation, molecular function: oxidoreductase activity. The coding region runs from base 1 to 1605 and encodes 534 amino acids.
AUGGCCCCCUUAUCUCUCCAGUCGACCUACAAAAUGGCCUCGGGAUACGAAAUCCCAGUCGUAGGGUUCGGUGUUUAUCAAACGCCACCCGAGAUCACCGAGAAGGUCACUGUCAAGGCGCUGGAAACUGGAUACCGCCAUAUUGACAGCGCAAAGUACUACGCGAAUGAGAAAGAAUGUGCAGAGGCUAUGAAAAAGUCUGGCAUUGACCGUUCCAAGAUCUUUUUCACCACAAAGGUUCCCGCAUCUUCCAUGUCCUAUGAAAAGGCCAAGGAAGCCAUUGAGGCAAGUGUCGCUGCUGCCAAUCUUGGUUACAUCGAUCUAAUCCUGCUGCAUGCGCCCUUCGGCGGAAAGGAGGGUCGCCUUGGCGCCUGGCGCGCCCUCGUGGAGGCUCAGAAGGCAGGCCACGUCCGUUCCAUUGGUGUCUCCAACUAUGGCAUUCACCAUCUGGAGGAAUUGGAGGAGUACAUUAACAGCGGUGUUGGAGGCCAGAUUUCUGUUGGCCAGUACGAGAUUCACCCCUGGUGUGCGCGAGAGGACAUUGCUGCCUGGCUGAAGAAGCGCAACGUCAUUGUUGAAGCCUAUUCUCCUCUUGUUCAAGCUCAGCGCAUGGACGAGCCUGUUCUACAAAACUUGGCCAAGAAGCACAACAAGACACCAGCUCAGAUCCUGAUCCGGUGGAGUCUGCAAAAGGGGUAUGUUCCUCUUCCGAAGUCUGUGACCGAUUCCCGUAUCGUUGAGAACACGCAGGUGUUUGACUUCGAAUUGUCAGGCGAGGACAUGGAGAGUCUGAACACCGGCAUUUAUGCCCCUGUCUGCUGGGAUCCUGCUAAAGAUCCGCGGCGCAUGAUUCUGGAAAAAUCCAGGACAGUGCGCCGCCGGUAUCAGCGCAGCAAUAAACGGUUCCAAUUUACAGCAUCACAGAUCGAACGCAUCGAACGCGAAGAGGAACGCGAAUCACGAGCUAAGAAACUUCGAGAAAAGGAGAAGAAACGCCUAGCCGAUAAGAAGAAAAAAGCCGAAAAGGAAGCCAAAGAACGCGAAGCACGAAGACGACUCGGUCUCCCUGAUCCUCAUGCUCUCCCCGUUCCUUCCAGUCAGCCAUUGCUUUCGAAGUUCCUCAAGAAGCCUGGAGCGAAACCGGACACGGAGAGCGAGACUUGUGAGGAAACAGAGUUAGAUAACCAUAGCCAGGGGAGUAUCGCGACCGAGAUUGACGAGAGCCUGCUCUCGGGUUUAGAUGUCGCCUUUGACGAUCAGACGGCUGCUGGGGUAUCAGAGCCAGCCGUUGAAGAUAGUCAUACAGUAAGCAAUGAUGGCAAGAGUCAUGUUGGUCGGACACAGGGCGAUGAUGACGAGUUUUCCGAAUGCUCGAUUUUCUACGAUGAAGACAUCAUUAAGGAAGCGGAAACCAUAGCGACUGCACAAGAUACGCCAGAUCAGGCGAUGAAAGAGCCGAGCAAACCUGUGUUGACGGUAGGAGAAUCAUUCCAAGAUGACACUGCGAUACUCCUUGAAGAGUUUGGCCAUGAAUUCGGCACCGAUGAUGAAUUCGAACAGGAAUUGAUUCGACUUGAUACCGUAUCUGUUGGAAACCCAUAUUGA